Molecule: messenger RNA, 2030 nt
Organism: Podarcis lilfordi (Lilford's wall lizard)
Lineage: Eukaryota; Metazoa; Chordata; Lepidosauria; Squamata; Lacertidae
Source: the annotation of a GenBank genome assembly
GUCGAGUCUCGUUCCUUGACGACCGUCUCCACUUCCGCUCCAUGUUCUGAGGCCCUUCUAGUCACCUGGGCCCAGGGCAGCUCCAUGGUAAGGCGAGCCGUUAGUGGCGGUUGGUGCCGCCCAGGUGCCCCUGGCUCCUGACUGGGAGCUCGGAGACCGGCUCCGCUGCUUGGCGACGAGCCAGGCGGGAGCUUCGCGCUGUUAGAUUUAACGCGCCGAGAGGCUCCUGAAUCGGCAGGUCUCUCCUUUCUCUUCUGUAGCCAAGGGGAUGCAAAUGACGGGCGGCGCCUGUUGGGGCUGCCCUGACCCCGCCGCGCCCCUUCGCCCUCUGCCCUCCCUAAUAUGGGGCAGCACGCGGGGCUGGCGCGGAGUGGGAGGCGGUCCUUCCCCCCUGGGAGAGUCCCUGGGCCAAGUAGGCGCCGCCGCCGCCGCCACAACCAUGGCUCCUUCGUCGGAGGCCGCGGAGAUUACCGUCUUCUUCUCCCAGCAUUUGCAGGGGUGGGCAAUAUGGGACCCUGACCCUCGGCGUCUCCUUUUCUGCCUAACCGCGUUUCUGCUUUUGGUCCAGGCGCCCGCGGCCAUGGCGGAGGGAGACGGCCUCAUUUCAGUGGACUACGAAGUGUUCGGGAAAGUCCAAGGGGUGUUUUUCCGCAAAAACACACAGGUGGGUGUGCUCUAGGCUGAGGUUUCCCUGGGGUAGGCAAAGGGAAGGUGUGGUGUGACUUUUCCGGUCGCCUCCCCGGCGCGCCCACACAGGCAUUUGCGGGGAAAGCGUGAGCAUUAUGAGCGCUUUAGAAGCUUUGCUUGGGCAGCUGAGCAGCUUAUGUUGUGUAUACACUCCCGCAUCCAGUGCGUUCCUACUGCCUCUUUGAGAUACAUACACUACUUGGCCACAACUGUAUCUAUCCCUAGCUGUGUUUUAAGCUGGCUAUGUGGAUACAGCCUUGGGCUACAGUCCUAUCUCCAGUCCAUUUAUUUAAGAGUAAACCACGCUGAUUUGUAUUGUCAAAAGGUCUGGAUUUUAAACAGUGGCUAUUUCUUUCUUCAUUGGUAUUGGUUGCUAUGUAAAUAUAUUCUGUAGUUUCCUUUCUAUUCAGACUAAUUUGUGUGUGUGUGUGUGUGUGUGUGUGUGUGUGUGUUUUCUGCAUAUAUAUGUUGACAAUGGAAUGCUGCUCUGGAGGUGAAGCCAAACUGCUGAAGAAUUACAGUGCCUGCUGUGGCAGCAGAGACCAGUAACUCUUAACUGCUGCCUCCUGUGUUGUUUUUGCUGUGUUAGCAGCACUGAAGUGACCUCCCCGAGGCGCAAGCCUGGGCAGUGUAUAUGGAGGACCUGGGCUGCCUAGACAAAAAGACACUCCUUUUGGCCUUGUUGGUGUGGUCUAAAGGAAAGCAAAGCAAUAUGUUUCACACCAACAUGGCUGCCGGAGCUGCCGGAAGGAGUGUACAAGGCGCCAUCCGACUGUCUUAGGGACUCCACUCUGGAUUUGUAUAGUGUUUACUCCUUAGCCUUUCCUUCUCUCAAAUAUGUCCCACAAGGCAGCGUAUUAUUAUCUCUUUUUCCAGCAUAUAAAUUGCAUCUUUAUAUAUAUUUUUUAGACUGAAGGAAAGAAGUUGGGUGUCGUUGGCUGGGUGCAGAAUACUGACUAUGGCACCGUGCAAGGUCAAAUCCAAGGUCCUACUGUCAAGGUGCGACAACUUCAAGAAUGGCUUCAGAAGACAGGAAGCCCCAAGUCCCGCAUCGACAGAGCUGAAUUCCGCAAUGAGAAGAAGAUUGCUCGUUUAGAGCAUAGUGACUUUUCUAUUGUCAAAUAAUAGUGCCCCAGGGGGAAAGUACUAUAUUUAUAGUAAGAGCAGUAAGCUCAUUGGGAAGAAAGCGCUCCCUUUAGUUUUUAUAUUAAUUGUUUAUGUGCAGAUUUAUUCACUUUUAACUAUAUAUUUAAAUUAUUUAUUUACAUUGUGAAUACAUUGGUUACACUGAAUGUCCUAAGAACUUGAUGUGUUAAGAAUUGUUAAUAAAGUGUAUGCUUAGG